CUUUCGCGGUCACGUGUAAUCUGUGUUCCAGGAAGUUUCUAAAAAAAACAUUAAAAUGUUUAUUUAUCUCUGGUAAUAAUAAUUUUAUAAGUAUAUUUAUAUUUAUUUAAAGAUGGAGGCAAGCGAUGUAAAAAAUGCAAUAUUGUGCACGACUUGGGUGAAAAGAGGAGUCGCAGCAGCAGUACCCGAUAAGGUGCAACUGAGCCCCGAGGAAUUAAAGAAUAUCAUACAAAAAACUAAAGCAGAAUUAGAUGAUCUUGAGGAUGAAUCCGAAAAUGAAGAGAAUCCCUCUUCAUCAAAAAGAAAAGAAAAAGGUGGAAAAUCUAAAAAAGAAAAAAAUCUUUCGAUGGAAGGAGUUGAAAAUAUAAAAAUAAAAGUUGAUGGAGACGAGUACAACUUUGAUAACUACGAUGACGAGUCCGGCGAUAUCCACUGCCAUAUUAACAAUAUAGCUGAAUUCGAAGAAGAUCCUUUAGUAACAAUCAAGGAUGAUGAGGAUAAUGACUCGGAAAAAGAGGAUGACAUUAUUAAACCCACUGACAAUCUUGUUUUAGUGGGGCAUGUCGAAGGAGAUGCCAGCAUUUUGGAAAUUUAUGUGCAUAACGAAGAAGAAGGAUCAUUUUAUUGCCAUCAUGAUAUUUUACUACCCUCGCAGCCACUCUGUCUAGAGUGGCUCAAUUUUGACCCUUCAGAUGCCGCACCAGGUAAUUUGUGUGCCAUUGGUGACUUUACACCAAUAAUAAAGGUGUGGGAUCUGGACAUUGUUGAUUGUUUGGAACCGGCCUUUAAAUUGGGCCGCAAACAGAAUAAAAAGAAAAAAAUUAAACGAAUCGGUCACAAGAAUUCGGUUUUAGAUUUGUCCUGGAAUACCAAUUAUACACACGCGAUAGCAAGUGGGUCUGUUGAUCAGACAGUCCUUUUAUGGGAUUUGGAAAAUGGCACGCCUGUUACCAAAUUGUCGAGCUUCACUGAUGCUGUUCAAGCGGUCAAGUGGCAUCCGAGUAACGCGCAUCAUUUGCUGACUGGUUCUAUGGACAAAUUCGUAAGAUUGUUCGACUUCAGGACAGAGGACAAUUUUAAAUCUGUUUCCUGGGAAACUCCUGGGGAGGUGGAACGAAUAUUGUGGAAUCACUUUAAUCCUCACAUUUGCUUCGCUAGCACCGACAAUGGUUACAUUCAAUGUAUCGAUGUUCGCAAAGACAAGCCCCUCUGGCAGCAAUCUGUCCAUGAAAGUGCAGUAACAGGUUUAUCUCUGAGUGCCUCUUGUCCUGGUUUCUUGGUCAGCACAUCCGACGACGGAAUAAUUAAAGUUUGGGAUGUUCUUGAUAGCCAAGAAAUCCAACUAGUUUGGGAAAAUAAAACGAGUAUAGGAAAAAUACUCUGUCUCAACUCAAAUCCAGACAGUCCGUUUGUCUUUUCGGCAGGAGGUGAUAACAAGUCGAGCAAUUACAAAGUUUUUGAUUUUUCCUUAAUAUCUCCAGUCGCAGAAAAAUUUAGCCAGAGAGAUUUGAAGAACGAGCCCGCUGAAAUUGCGCAAGAAGACGAAAUGAUGGAUGUUACCGAAGACAUCGGACAAAUUAAUCUCGACUCUAAAAAAGCGCGCAAGAAAAAAAAGAAAAUUAGGACUGAAUCUUAAAAAAUGUAAAAGUUAAAUUACGUAAAUAAAUUUUCUAUAUCUAAUACUUCUAUAAAAACAUUUUGCCAAUGUUUGAAUUAGGUUUUUUUCUUCUUUAAAUGCAUUAAUAUUUUUUCUUUUUUUUUUUUAACACAGAUUUGAUCAAUCAAAUAUGCAUAUAUUUCAAUUUUUUUUCUAAACACAUUGUUUACAAAUUCUCUUGUCAUCUCGACCGAUUUGUAACUAAAAGCGGCAUCAAGACAAAAAUGCGAAAGAUAAUAAUCGCAUAAAAAAUAAAACUUUCUUAAGAACCCA
Molecule: messenger RNA, 1930 nt
Organism: Belonocnema kinseyi
Lineage: Eukaryota; Metazoa; Arthropoda; Insecta; Hymenoptera; Cynipidae
Gene: nclb
Product: periodic tryptophan protein 1 homolog
Exons: 11
Coding region: 113-1636 (507 amino acids)
Biological process (GO): rRNA processing
Cellular component (GO): nucleus
Molecular function (GO): protein binding
Source: RefSeq, a predicted model, not a curated record